GCUCUUACGUUGGCAUGUGGGUUGGAAGACAAAGUCUGAAGAGAACAUGGAAAUAAUUCAAUAACCUUCAAAACUCUGUAUUCUUGCACUCAUUCAUAAAUUAAAAUUAUUUCUUAGCUAUCUCAUCUUGCAGUACCUCACAUGUUCCAUCGUUACCUUAGACCCUCUGUUCCCUUAUUUAAACCCAAACCUUUUGUGGAUUCAAAUAACAAACAAUAUAUGUAAAUACAAUUACAAAUUCCAUUUUUGUAUUGUAUCCUUCUACAAUCCUUCACAUUGGGUUUUAAGCAUUCAACAUAUUAAUUAGCAAGAUCAAAAUGACCAAAGUUAUGUUUAUUUUGGGCACACUCAUUGGACUAUGUUGUUUCACAAUAAAUUCCUAUGCCUUCAAAGCUUCUGGAUGGACCAAUGCUCAUGCAACUUUUUAUGGUAGUGAUGCGGAAGGCACUAUGGGAGGAGCUUGUGGUUAUGGGAAUCUGUAUUCACAAGGGUAUGGGACAAGAACAGCUGCAUUAAGUACUGCUUUGUUUAAUGAUGGAGCUUCAUGUGGGCAAUGCUACAAAAUCAUUUGUGAUUAUAAGACAGACCCAAGAUGGUGCAUAAAAGGAAGAUCUAUUACCAUAACAGCCACAAAUUUCUGUCCUCCAAAUUUUGAUCUUCCAAACGACGAUGGAGGUUGGUGCAACCCACCUCUAAAGCAUUUUGAUAUGGCACAACCUGCUUGGGAAAAGAUUGGAAUCUAUAGAGGAGGGAUCGUCCCUGUCUUAUUUCAAAGGGUUCCUUGCAAAAAGCAUGGAGGAGUUAGGUUCAGUGUGAAUGGAAGGGACUACUUUGAGUUAGUGUUGAUCAGCAAUCUGGCUGGUGCUGGUUCAAUCCAAUCUGUUUCCAUUAAAGGUUCCAAAACUGAUUGGAUGGCUAUGUCAAGAAAUUGGGGUGCAAAUUGGCAAUCCAAUGCUUAUUUGAAUGGUCAAUCUAUGUCCUUCAAGGUCACAACUACCGAUGGAGUAACCAGAACUUUCCAAGACAUUGUUCCUUCCAAUUGGGGAUUUGGUCAAUCUUUCUCUAGCAAGAUCCAGUUCUAAAUAACCCCCAAAAUUAAUCAUAAGGAUAAGGGUUCUCUAAAGUUAUGGGUUUUGGGUUUAAUUUUGGAUUCAACAUUUUCACAUAAUCAUUAGAAAAUUUCUCAAUUCGCCCCAGCUCAAAAUAAAAAUACUAUCAGAAGCGUGCUUCCGAUAAAAUGUCGCAUUUUUGGACGGUGGUUGAGCAAUCACCAGAACGGCUGAGGCAUGCUUUUUUAUUUUACUGGAGCAGCCCGCCACCCUUCUUCUGAAUUAAGCCAUAUGGCUUGCAUUGCAUGAAUUGACAAUCAUCAUCCUAUCAAGCAUGUAGAAAUUAAUAAGCAUUUUUCUAGUUUCUAUAUUUUAUAUAUAUAUACUAUUAAACUCAUUGUUGUAAUAUGAAUAGUACUAUUGUUCUAGCUUUACUGCAAGAAUUGGGAAAUUAUUGAUUUCCUAAGAUUUUAAAUUUAUAUAGAGUCUUGUUCAUUGUCUAUGUUUUUUUAUUUAUUAAUUCUAUGUAGAAUUUCUUCCUCUA
This is a messenger RNA of Medicago truncatula (barrel medic), 1593 nucleotides long. Its product is annotated as expansin-A11. Gene Ontology annotation, cellular component: extracellular region. Gene Ontology annotation, biological process: plant-type cell wall organization. The record is from RefSeq and is a predicted model, not a curated record. NCBI's taxonomy places the organism in Eukaryota, Viridiplantae, Streptophyta, Magnoliopsida, Fabales, Fabaceae.